AUGGAGACGCUCAAGAGCAUAUUUGUGAAGCCAGACCCUCAGGCCCAAUACCGCAAAUGCAACGCCCUCCUCCGCAGCAACAUGCGCAAGCUCGACCGCGACAUUGCGCAGAUCAAGGCGACCGAGAUCAAGACCAAGAACCUCAUCAUCGCCGCCAACAAGCGGGCGCAGCGCGGCGACCCCUCGCGGCAGCGGCAGGCGCAGCGCGAGGUGCGCGAGUUUGCGCGCGAGCUGAUCCGCACGCGCAAGGCCGGCCAGCGCCUCGUCACGGGUCGUGCCCAGCUUGCGAGCGUGCAGAUGCAGGUUAGCGAGGCGUUUGCGCUGCGCCGCAUCGAGGGCAACAUCCGGGCGAGCGUGGGCGUCAUGAAGGACGUCAACGCGCUGGUGCGGCUGCCCGAGUUUGCGCGCACGAUGCAGGAGCUGAGCGUCGAGUUGAUGAAGGCGGGUAUUAUCGAGGAGAUGGUUGGGGAUGUGCUGCCCGUGGAUGGGGAUCUGGUGGGCGAGGAGGAGGAGGAGGCGGAGAGUGAAGUGGAUAAGGUGCUGGGCGAGAUUCUGAAAGAUCGGAUGGAGACGGCUGGGAAGAUGCCAAGUGCGCCGCUGCCGCAGCAACAACAGCAGCAGGUGCCGGCGCAACAACAGCUCGAGGAGGAUGAUGAAGAGGAUACCGAGGCCAUGAUGGAUCAGAUGAGGAAUCGGUUGGAGGCCCUGCGGAGUUAG
Molecule: messenger RNA, 717 nt
Organism: Parathielavia appendiculata
Lineage: Eukaryota; Fungi; Ascomycota; Sordariomycetes; Sordariales; Chaetomiaceae
Exons: 2
Coding region: 1-717 (238 amino acids)
Biological process (GO): late endosome to vacuole transport; protein transport; endosome transport via multivesicular body sorting pathway
Cellular component (GO): ESCRT III complex; multivesicular body
Source: RefSeq, a predicted model, not a curated record